Messenger RNA from Dichotomopilus funicola, 1389 nucleotides. RefSeq names its product hmg-CoA synthase. Gene Ontology annotation, molecular function: hydroxymethylglutaryl-CoA synthase activity. The coding region runs from base 1 to 1389 and encodes 462 amino acids. The transcript is spliced from 4 exons. Gene Ontology annotation, biological process: acetyl-CoA metabolic process; ergosterol biosynthetic process. The record is from RefSeq and is a predicted model, not a curated record. Lineage: Eukaryota; Fungi; Ascomycota; Sordariomycetes; Sordariales; Chaetomiaceae.
AUGGCUUCCCGUCCCCAGAACAUUGGCAUCAAGGCCAUUGAGAUCUACUUCCCCAGUCAGUAUGUCGAGCAAUCUGAACUGGAGGCGUUCGAUGGCGUGAGUGCCGGCAAGUACACAAUCGGCCUUGGGCAGACAAAGAUGAGCUUCUGUGAUGACCGUGAGGACAUCUACUCAAUGAGCUUGACCGUUGUGUCCAAACUGCUCAAGAGCUACAAUGUCGACACCAACUCGAUUGGCCGUCUUGAAGUCGGCACUGAGACCAUCCUCGACAAGUCGAAGUCGGUUAAGUCGGUGUUGAUGCAGCUUUUCGGCGAGAACACCAACAUUGAGGGCGUCGACACCGUCAACGCUUGCUACGGCGGCACUAAUGCCGUUUUCAACACCAUUAACUGGAUCGAGUCCUCUGCCUGGGAUGGCCGUGACGGUAUUGUCGUCGCUGGCGACAUUGCCCUGUACGCUAAGGGCAAUGCUCGCCCCACUGGUGGUGCUGGUGCUGUGGCCCUUCUGAUCGGCCCUGAUGCCCCUCUCGUUUUUGAGCCCGGUCUCCGCGGCAGCUUCAUGCAGCACGCGUAUGACUUCUACAAGCCCGACCUGACUAGCGAGUACCCUUACGUUGACGGCCACUUCUCCCUGACCUGCUACACCCGAGCCCUCGACGCCGCGUAUCGCGCCUACAGCAAGCGCGAGGCCCAGCUGGCCCCCAGCAGCAACGGUACCAACGGCCACACCAACGGCGCCACUGAGUCUGCGCUUCCCAAGUCUCCCCUGGACCGGUUCGAUUACCUGGCUUUCCAUGCCCCCACCUGCAAGCUGGUGUCCAAGUCGUACGCUCGGCUCCUGUACCACGACUUCCUCGCUGAACCCGAGCACAAGGCCUUUGCCGAGGUUUCGCCCGAUAUCCGCGACAUGGAUUACGAGAAGUCUUUGACCGACAAGGUCGUUGAGAAAACCUUCCUGGGCCUCACCAAGAAGCGUUUCCAGGAGCGCGUCAACCCCAGUCUCCAGGUCGCCACCAACGUCGGCAACAUGUACUGUGCCAGCGUCUGGGGUGGUCUCGCCGGCCUGGUCUCGUACAUCAGCUCCGACGCUCUGCAGGGCAAGAGGAUAGGCCUCUUCAGCUACGGUUCUGGCCUGGCUGCUAGCUUUUUCUCCAUUCGCGUCAACGGGAGCACCGAGAAAAUUUCUCAGGUCCUUGACAUCCCCGGCAGGCUGGCCGCCCGCCGCCAGGUGCCUCCCGCGACAUACGAUGCUCUGUGCGACCUCCGCAAGCAGGCCCACCUCCAGAAGGACUUCACUCCCAAGGGUGAGGUCUCGACCAUCGCUCCCGGUGCUUACUACCUCACCAAGGUCGACGACAUGUUCAAGCGCACCUACGAGGUCCAGCAGUAA